UUCGGCGUCCUGGCCGGCGGGCGUCGGCUGCGUGCGGCCCGCGCGCUGUGAAGGCUCGCGGCCAACCGCUCCGUUGCCCGCCGCGGCCGGCGCACGCCGCAGUCCGGGAAGAUGGUGGGCCGCAACAGCGCCAUUGCCGCGGGCGUGUGCGGGGCCCUCUUCAUCGGCUACUGCAUCUACUUCGACCGCAAGAGGAGGAGUGACCCCAACUUCAAGAACAGGCUUCGCGAACGAAGAAAGAAACAGAAGCUUGCGAAGGAGAGAGCUGGGCUUUCCAAGUUACCUGAUCUUAAAGAUGCUGAAGCUGUCCAGAAAUUCUUCCUUGAGGAAAUACAGCUUGGUGAAGAAUUACUAGCUCAAGGUGAAUAUGAGAAGGGUGUGGACCAUCUGACAAAUGCCAUCGCUGUAUGUGGGCAGCCACAGCAGCUGCUGCAGGUGUUACAGCAGACUCUGCCGCCUCCAGUGUUCCAGAUGCUUCUGACCAAGCUUCCCACCAUUAGUCAGAGAAUUGUAAGUGCUCAGAGCUUGGCCGAAGAUGAUGUGGAAUGAGAAAUAACAGCAUAAUAAAGUCUCAGUUAAAAUGAUUUGCAAAUUCUUAACCUGGAAGUUGAGCAGCUCUGGGGGAGUCAUAUCUACCAAAGUUAGUCUGCUUUGUGUAGAUGUAUUUCAUUUUUAUUUAUUUUCCCGGUGAAGUGUAUUUUGAUAGAGAGCCUUUCCUUUAUAAAUACACUGCGUUAACAAAAUG
Molecule: messenger RNA, 745 nt
Organism: Dipodomys ordii (Ord's kangaroo rat)
Lineage: Eukaryota; Metazoa; Chordata; Mammalia; Rodentia; Heteromyidae
Gene: Tomm20
Product: translocase of outer mitochondrial membrane 20 homolog (yeast)
Exons: 5
Coding region: 112-549 (145 amino acids)
Biological process (GO): protein import into mitochondrial matrix; tRNA import into mitochondrion; protein targeting
Cellular component (GO): mitochondrial outer membrane translocase complex; mitochondrial outer membrane
Molecular function (GO): transmembrane protein transporter activity
Source: RefSeq, a predicted model, not a curated record